Molecule: messenger RNA, 1207 nt
Organism: Trichogramma pretiosum
Lineage: Eukaryota; Metazoa; Arthropoda; Insecta; Hymenoptera; Trichogrammatidae
Product: zinc finger protein 345-like
Exons: 3
Coding region: 162-1154 (330 amino acids)
Biological process (GO): regulation of transcription by RNA polymerase II
Molecular function (GO): DNA-binding transcription factor activity; RNA polymerase II cis-regulatory region sequence-specific DNA binding
Source: RefSeq, a predicted model, not a curated record
UCCUGCAGUGAGCCAGUGUUUACAAAUAAUAUGCGCGAGAGAGUAUUAGUCUCUACCUAAAAUCGAGGUUCAGUGUUGGCUCCACGAGGCACAUAACCUCGAAUAUUUUCUCAGAGUGUACAUCGUGCAGAUUCACAGUGAUUCAUACAAUCGAGCGAGUGAUGGAGAGCAAAGAAGGCACAGUUAGAGUGAAGGAAGAACCUAGCGAAACUUGGAGAAACGCAGAUGACCACUAUGUUUUGGAUUCGGUGGACUCUCAUGAAGCCAAAAAUUUUGGAAUGUUGCCGUUUUUUAAGUCACCAGAAAAUCACACGAAUGAGGUUGUUUCGUUACAGAAGGAGUCAGAUGAAAAAAUAUUCACAGAUUUUGAGUGGAAAGAUGUAAAACCUGAACCGACUUCUUUAUCGACGAUCGUUUGUAAAUCCGAGCAUCCAAAUUGUCAAUCUAUUAUAAAAGUAGAAAACGAAAAUCAGAUUAAUGACACAAAUGAAAAAAUCUUGAUAGAUUUUGAGUGCAAAGAUGUUAAACCUAAAUUGAAGUCUUUAUCAACAACCAGCUGCAAAAUUGAGCAUCAAAGUCACCCACAAGUGGUGAAAGUAGAGAAUCAAAUUCAGACCAAUUUAUUGAACGAAAAAUUACUCAAAUCUAGGAAAAUAAGAAUUUUUGAGAAGAGAACUCAUACUAAAUUAUCUUACGAGGGCAAUUUGUGGCCGAAAAUUGAUGAACGAGAAGAAAAGAAGAAAAAUACAAUCCAUAAGAGCAAACCCUUUGAAUGCGAGAUUUGUCAAAAAUCAUUCAGAUACCAAAGCAUUUUAAAAAAUCACAUUAAAGUAGUACAUGAUCGUUGCAAACCCUUUGAAUGUGAGAUUUGUCAUGUAUCGUUUGGAGAAAAGAGUAAACUCAAUAGGCACAUAAUAAUGGUACAUGAUCAGAACAAACCCUAUGAAUGUGAGAUUUGUCAUAAAACAUUUGGACUAAACGGUAACCUUAAUAUGCACAUAAAGAAUGUUCAUGUUCGUAACAAACUCUUCGAAUGUGAGGUUUGUCAAAAAUCAUUUGAACGAAAAAGUACCCUCGAUAAACACACAACAGCAGUACAUGAUCGGAGCAAACCCUUUGAGUGUGUUAUUUGUCAUAAAAAAUUUGGACUGUAAGGUAACCUUACUAUGCACAUUAAGAAAGUUCAUGAUCGUAUCAAACCUUUCGA